AUGGGCAAAGGCAGAGGUCCAGAUUGUUGCGGCGCCUGCUCGUGCGGCAUUUGCUGUGCCGUGUUUAUCCUGCUCGCCGGCGUCGUGACGUGGGCCUGCGUUUGGGGGAUCGAAUAUAAUCCAAACGUAAACGUCAAAACGCUCGAUGUGGACCUGCGAGAGAUCAGGGUGAACAUCUAUAAUCGCAAUCUCUACGCCACCGAGUUCUCCGAAUUCGACUUGAGACUCGAAGCCAAGGCCGGGAACAAAAUCAGAAUCGGCGGGAACUACAAGACGAGCAGCUCGAUCAACGUGAAGCCGCAAACCGGUAAACGGCGGGACCUGCACCGCGAGGGCGACGCGCUGUCGAUGCAACUCGACCCCGACGACUACGCCAAGCUCAUGGAGAAGUGCGCCGAGAAGGGCCGCCUCAAGGUCAAAAUGAAGGGCCACCUCAAACAGCGCCGCGCGCAGAGCGGCGAGGCGAAAAAGAAGACGAGGGUGAUCAGCCAGUGGGAGAACGUGGACUGUGGCGAGGUAUUCUACACGGGCUCAGGCUGUACGACUUGCCUCGAGGGUUCGCCUUCUCCAACAGGCCCGUGCCAACAGUCGAACGGCCUGUGUUGGGCGCUCGACGGCGAGGUUUGCCCGACGGGGACGACGCUCUGCUAA
This is a messenger RNA of Pelagomonas calceolata, 651 nucleotides long. The record is from the annotation of a GenBank genome assembly. Lineage: Eukaryota; Pelagophyceae; Pelagomonadales; Pelagomonadaceae.